AUGGACGUGGAGACGGGGGCCAUGGGCAGCCUCCUCCUCAAGCUCGGCGACCUCCUCGCGGACGAGUACAAGCUGCAGGCCGGAGUCAAGAGAGGCGUCCAGUAUCUCAAGAGAGAGCUGACCAGCGUGUACGCCGCCCUCCGCAAGGUUGGGGAAGUGCCGCUGGGCGAGGUGGACGAGCAUCUCAGGAUCCGGGUAAGCAAGGCCAGGGACGUCUCAUACAGAAUGGAAGACAUCGUCGACAAGUUCGUGGAGGGGCCCGAGCCCACCUUACAGCUAAAAAAGCUCAGGCAGCUCAUGAAAAAGAUGCGUCGUUUGCUCCCCAAGGGCGAGAUCGCCGGGGAGAUCGAAAACAUCAACACCAACGAGGUUGGUGUGAAUUCAACUGCCGCAAGCAUGGUUGACCCUUGCCCGCUGGAUCAGAAAGAGCUGCUUGUUGGCAUUGAUGGUUCACUUAAUGAGAUAACCAAGAUUUUCUCAGAUGGGGAUGGUGAUGUGUCCAAGAAACUCAAGAUGCUCUCUAUUAUCGGUUUUGGAGGUCUUGGCAAGACAACUCUUGCCAAAGCAGUGUAUGACAAGCUCAAAGGGCAGUUUGAUUGUAGCGCUUUUGUCUUGGCAAGACAACUUUUGUCAGAACCCGGACGUGAAGAAACUUCUUAG
Messenger RNA from Triticum turgidum subsp. durum (durum wheat), 660 nucleotides. The record is from the annotation of a GenBank genome assembly. Lineage: Eukaryota; Viridiplantae; Streptophyta; Magnoliopsida; Poales; Poaceae.